ACUAAAGAAAAGAAAUCUAAAGAAAGUACAUAUUAGUAAAGAAACUGCAAAGUGGUAUUUUGUCAAGAAACAAAUUUUUAACAAAAUAACUACAACUGUAAUAUAAGAAAAUGAAUAGACAGGAAGCAACUGAGAAAAAUUAUAUAAUAUCGUCUUUAACUUUAAAUACCGAAGAAAAUGUAAAUAGUGAUAAAUUAGAGAAAGUAGUUUGUUUAAAAUGUGAUUUAGAAUUUACAUUUCCGGAAGAAGAAGAUGAAUAUCUUGCUCAUUUAUUUUUGAUUCAUCGGUUAGUUAUAGCUGACAUUGAAGAUAUAGCAGACUUAAAAGAAUAUCUUAUAUUUUGGUCGAAAGAAUUGAAAGAACAUGGAUUGGAGCACUUCUGUACAACUAUGCUUUUAGACCAAUUGCCAGAUGGCGCGCCUUCAAAGGAUGAGAAAUACUACUUAUUAAGUGAUAUUCUUCCGAAAGACUUGGAAAUUCGAAAAAAAUUGCAUAUAUCUCGUUUAGAAAAAGUGUUGGCACAACAUCAAUUUGAACGAACUGAUCGUACAUUUUGCAAAGAAUGUAUACACUGCCGCGACAUUAUAAAAGGCACAAGAUCAGACUUUUUAGAACACUUAUAUAAUAAACAUUUUGUUCAAUUAGGAAAAGCAGAAAACCUGGUUUUCAUUGAUGAGUUAAUAGACAUUGUGCAAAGUAAAUUAGAAAAUUUAAUUUGCCUUUAUUGCGAAAAAACUUUUAAAGAUCGAUGUACUUUAAAGGAGCAUAUGAGAAAAAAAGGUCACAAAAGAAUAAAUCCAGAUUUAAAAUUUUAUGAUAAGUUUUUCCUUAUAAAUUAUAAAACUGAAAAACCAAAACGUACGAAAAAGUUUAAUAAAAAAUCUCGUGAAACAGAGAAUGAUAAAACGUUGGCGAACAAUUUUAGAAAUUCAACUUCAAAUUUUAAUCGGAAAGAAAAUAACAGAAAUAUAAUCAUGAGUGAUGAUGAUGCAGACUCUGAUUGGUCAGACUGGGAAGAGGAAAAUAGAAGCAUAAAAUGUUUAUUUUGUGCUUACAAAAAUAGCGAUUUCAAUAAUGUAAAAUUACACAUGCUUGAAGAACAUUAUAUUAAUUUUGACGAGCUUACAAGCGCAUUGAAUUUUUAUGAGAGAGUCAAAAUAGUUAAUUUUGUUCGACGUCAAGUUCAUAUUUUACAAUGUAUUGAUUGCAAACAAAGAUUUAAUAGUCAUGAAUUAUUUGAAGAACAUUUAAAAGCUAACAAGCAUUAUACUAUUGGCGAAAAAAGUCAGUGGGACAAAGCAGAAUUUUUUUUUCCUACUUACGAAGAUGACGAGAUGCUUUGUCAUUUGGACGAUGAAAAUGCCGAUUAUGGAAAAACUCCUGUUGUCAUAUAUUCAGAAGAAACAAAAGAUAACGCUAAUGAGGAAGCAGAAAAGCUAUCUUUAGAAAAUUUUGCUCAUAGUGUUUCCAAAUUAUUUUAGUAGGCAUGCGAAAAAGCAUGCAAUAAUUGUAAAAGAAACCAGUUUAUUAGAAAAUAUAUGUACAUAUAUAUUAAAUUACAUGUUAUAUACAAGGGUAUCUAUAAAGAUUUUUUACAAUUUUCUCUUUGCUUAAUCUGCAUAAAAAGAUAAAGAAAAAUUUAAAUUUAUUAAAUUACAUACAUUAGUUUGUCACCUUAAAAUA
This is a messenger RNA of Condylostylus longicornis, 1683 nucleotides long. RefSeq names its product zinc finger protein 277. The record is from RefSeq and is a predicted model, not a curated record. NCBI's taxonomy places the organism in Eukaryota, Metazoa, Arthropoda, Insecta, Diptera, Dolichopodidae. Bases 111 to 1481 code for a protein of 456 amino acids. The transcript has 2 exons.